AUGAUGACCAGGGCACCACUGCUUAUCACAGUAGCCUGCUGCCUUCUUGUCGUAACCCAGGCCACGCUCAUCCGUCGCUGUGAUUUGGCCAAGGUGCUGCACGAGCAGGAUUUGGAAGGAUUUGAGGGUUACUCCUUGAGUGAGUGGAUUUGCCUGGCUUUUGCGGAAAGCAAGUUCAACAUAUCAAAGGUAAAUGAAAACGUAGAUGGCAGCAGAGACUAUGGCAUCUUCCAGAUCAACAGCCACUACUGGUGCAAUGAUUACCAGAGUCACUCCGAAAACUAUUGCCACGUGGAUUGUGAAGAUCUGCUGGAACCCAACCUUCUCUCGAGCAUCAGCUGUGCAAAAAAGAUGGUGUCUGGAGCAAGAGGGAUGAGGAACUGGUUAAACUGGAGGUUGUUCUGUGCCGGCCGGCCUCUCUCCUACUGGAUGACCGGGUGCCAUCUGCAUUGA
Messenger RNA from Sciurus carolinensis (gray squirrel), 453 nucleotides. It is a transcript of the gene Lyzl6, whose product is annotated as lysozyme like 6. Lineage: Eukaryota; Metazoa; Chordata; Mammalia; Rodentia; Sciuridae. The transcript is spliced from 4 exons. Gene Ontology annotation, molecular function: lysozyme activity. The coding region runs from base 1 to 453 and encodes 150 amino acids. Gene Ontology annotation, biological process: fusion of sperm to egg plasma membrane involved in single fertilization. The record is from RefSeq and is a predicted model, not a curated record. Gene Ontology annotation, cellular component: acrosomal vesicle; sperm flagellum.